Messenger RNA from Acromyrmex echinatior (Panamanian leafcutter ant), 1767 nucleotides. Its product is annotated as sodium-dependent nutrient amino acid transporter 1. Gene Ontology annotation, biological process: sodium ion transmembrane transport; nitrogen compound transport; amino acid import across plasma membrane. NCBI's taxonomy places the organism in Eukaryota, Metazoa, Arthropoda, Insecta, Hymenoptera, Formicidae. Gene Ontology annotation, molecular function: amino acid:sodium symporter activity; L-amino acid transmembrane transporter activity. Gene Ontology annotation, cellular component: plasma membrane. The record is from RefSeq and is a predicted model, not a curated record.
GAGUCGGAUGGGCGCAAUUCUGCUCGACUGUAGCAUUGGCAACUUACUAUAGUUCACUGAUGGCAUUAACACUUUAUUAUCUGAUCGCAUCUUUUUCCGCCGAAUUGCCUUGGGCUACCUGUCUGAAGGAAUGGGGUGACGCAUGUGUUGAUUCGAGUACCAAAAGGAAUCACAGCGCAGAUAAUGCAGCAGAAGAAAAUAUUGACAUUCUAAAUAAUUUCUUAAACGGCAGCAAUAAGUUUCAAAGCUCGGCUGAACUAUAUUUUUUACGAGUGGUGUUACACGAGAAGAAGAAUAUUUAUGACGGAAUCGGUUGGCCAGACUGGAAGUUAACGUUAUGUCUACUUGGCAGCUGGACGACAGUCUGCAUGGUGCUCUUUCAGGGUGUAAAGAGCUCAGGAAAAUUUUCUUAUUUCCUAGCUAUUUUCCCAUACAUUAUACUGCUCGCACUACUAGUUCAUACGAUUACUCUAGAUGGCUCAAUGGACGGAAUCUUGUAUUUCAUCACUCCGAAAUGGUCCAAACUUCUGGAGCCGACCGUUUGGUAUGCAGCCGUGACCCAAUGCUUUUUCUCACUCUCCGUCUGUUUUGGCAGUAUCAUCACGUACUCCUCACAUAAUAGUUUUAAGCACAACAUUUACAGAGAUGUCAUAAUAAUUACUUCAUUGGAUACGAUUACGAGUAUGGUAGCCGGCUGCACUAUAUUCGGGAUCCUCGGUAAUCUGGCGUAUGAAUUAGGGGUGCAAGAUAUAUCCAAAGUGGUCAAAGGCGGAGCUAGUUUAGCAUUUGUGUCUUAUCCCGACGCUAUAGCGAAAUUUAACUUUCUACCGCAGCUAUUCGCCGUGCUUUUUUUUUUUAUGAUGUUUGUCCUUGGUGUCGGCAGCGCGGUAGGAAUGACCACGGGCAUCAUCACAGUGAUAAACGAGCAGUUUCCAAGCUUAAAAAUGUGGCAAAUCGUAGUUCCAACCUGUUUGCUUGGUUUUUCAAUCGGCACAGUCUACGUAACACCGGGCGGGCAGUUUAUAUUAACUUUAGUAGACUAUUAUGGUACGUCAUUCGUCGUUUUCAUUCUGGCGUCAUUUGAGAUGACUGGAGUGGUAUGGUUUUAUGGUCUAGAGAACUUUUUGGAGGACUUGGAAUUUAUGCUGGACCGAAAGCCAAGCGUCUAUUGGAGGAUAUGCUGGUUUAUAGUGACGCCGUUUAUAUUGAUAACAAUCUUCAUUUAUACCAUAGCCACCUUAACGCCUUUGACCUACGGUGGAACAUCGUUGCCGGGAUACGCGCAUGCCAUUGGAUGGACAAUACUCAGCAUUGGUGUUGUUCAAAUACCGCUAUGGAUGCUGAUUGCGAUGUUAAAGAAUCGAAAAUUGCCGUUUAUACAGAUGUUAAAAAGAGCUUUCGCACCUGUGAAUGGGUGGGGUCCACGGGAGAUUCAGCAACGUAAGGACUGGAGGAUCUUUAAGGAAGAGAGAGCGAGAGAUCGCGAGAAGAGGAUCCAACCAAUCUGGAAACAAAUACUCUACGUUCUUUUAAACAUGAAACCAAUAUAGAGUAAUUUUAUAUGAAUUUAAAAUACUAUAAAGUUCUUCGAGUUUUUACAGUCGUUUCUGCCGCGGCGGGAUCCGUGAGGCAAAACGACGAUAUAUUAUAGAUUAACGAAUACAAAAAAAAUGUUUUGUUCUUUAAUUCUUUAACUGCAUGUGGAUUUAUAGAAAACUACUUUUUUAUUAUUUAAUCUUACAAGUAAUUGAGAAGAAUAACUAGAGA